AUGGCAAACAGUGAAGAACAAGCUGAAGAAAUAUUAGCAUUAGAAUCAAUUUUUGAUCACAAAUUUCAUUUAUUCAAUGAACAUCAAUAUGAAAUAUUAAUCGAAUUUGAUUUGCCUACAACAUUUACAAUUCGGUUCAAUGAUAAAAUAUCGUUGAUUCAAUAUUUACCACCAUUAUCUCUUAUAAUUAACUAUCAUGAUGAAUAUCCAAGUGAUGAACCACCAUCGUUUAUUCUUUCAUGUUUUUAUUUCUCAAAAAUUGACUUAAUAAAACUUUGUCAAAAAAUUGAUGAAUUUUCAUUUAUCCCAGGUGAAGUUUGUGUUUAUGAUUGGAUUGUAUUAAUAAAACAAGAAAUCACGAACGACUUUAUUAUUGGUACUGAUUUUAUAGAACAAGAAAAUGAUCCCAGAGCAUUAAAUGGAUAUAUCGUUGAAAAUGCUGAAAAGAUUUUUCAGAAUUUAAUUGAGUAUAAUCAACGGCGUGAAGAUGAUUUAUUUCGAAAUCAACUUCAAACAUGUUCUAUUUGUACAGACAUUAUUCCAGGUAUAGAUUGUAUUCGUCUUCAUCGUUGUGGACAUUUUUAUUGUCGUUCUUGUUUGAAUAAUUAUAUUCGAAUAACAUUCGAAAAUGGAAAAUUUGGAGAAAAUCUUCAUUGCCCAGAAAACCAAUGCCGUCAAGCUUUAUUGCCAACAGAAGUAAAACAAGCUAUUCAAAAUGAUGAAUUAUAUGAAAGAUAUGAACGGCUAACAUUACAACAUGGACUUGAAUCAAUGGAGGAUAUUGUUUGGUGUCCAAGAUGUCAAUCUCCUGUCGUUAGUGGUCCUGAUAGUGAUAAUUUAGCUGUAUGUGGUCUAUGUCGUUAUACAUUUUGUAAAAAAUGUAAAGAAAUUUUCCAUUCUCAGACAAUGUGUUCUAAAGAUUAUUUGAUUGAACAAAUGAAAUUACAGCGCGAAAAAGAACGUCAACGACUUAAAGAAGAAAGAGACGCUGCAUUAGCACAGAUCAACAAAACACAAACACCGAAAGAAUCUUUGAAACAGCAGCAGAUUGCUAAACAAAGAUAUUGUCAAAUAGUUAUUAAAUUAUCUGAGCAAGAUUCUCUAUUACGAGAAAUAUUAACUGCCGAACGAAUCAAUUUGCAAGGUAUUCAAUAUUGUUCUCAUUGUCAUGUACCGAUUGAAAAAAAUGGUGGCUGUUCACAUAUGCAUUGUACACGAUGCAACAAUGAUUUCACAUGGCAACUCACACAAGAACCAACUGCAUCAAUUAUUGCGCCAUAUUUAGAAAAUGAAGGUCAUAUGGAAAUUGAAUCACUUAAAGAAGAAUUUAACAAAGCAGCAUCAUUAGUCGAAAACCUACAAAUACCUUCUGAUCAAACUGGCAACAAUAACCAACAAAUAACUGAUGAAGAUUUGAACAUUUCAAUUGAUAAUCAAUCGGCGAUCGGCUCGAUUAUACUCAACCGAGUGAAAGUGUGUCCUACAAAAUCGUGUAAAAACGUUAAUGUGAAGGUGACACAUGAUAAUUGGAUGAUAUGCAGUGCAUGCAUGAAACAAUACUGUUUUCUAUGUGGGAAUACCGUAAAUGGACAGAAACAUUUCGCUAAAAAAUGUAUACGCAAUACACCCAUUUGA
Messenger RNA from Rotaria socialis, 1635 nucleotides. Lineage: Eukaryota; Metazoa; Rotifera; Eurotatoria; Philodinida; Philodinidae. The record is from the annotation of a GenBank genome assembly.